Diospyros lotus (date-plum) is the source of this 1536-nucleotide messenger RNA. RefSeq names its product protein trichome birefringence-like 38. Gene Ontology annotation, molecular function: O-acetyltransferase activity. The record is from RefSeq and is a predicted model, not a curated record. The coding region runs from base 68 to 1207 and encodes 379 amino acids. The transcript has 5 exons. Gene Ontology annotation, cellular component: Golgi apparatus. NCBI's taxonomy places the organism in Eukaryota, Viridiplantae, Streptophyta, Magnoliopsida, Ericales, Ebenaceae.
GCUCAUUGGAACAAACUUUUGUAUUGUAGUUGGCUUUUAUCGUGGCCAUUGUUUUCCAAAAUCCAAGAUGGGAUUUUGGCAAUUACACAAGGCCCUGUUGAGCUCUUUGUUUCUUCUUCAAGCUGUGGCCGUGGCCAUGGCCUUGUCUGUGCCACUGCCAGAGCAAGCCAAGUACUACCACAAUGGCAGCAGUAGCAGUACUAGUACAAGUACUCUGAGAAGAAGAGAGCUCGGGGGAGGCUGCAACUUGUUUCAAGGGAAAUGGGUGGUUGAUGCUUCGUUUCCUCUCUAUGAUUAUUCCUCAACCUGCCCCUUCAUCGACCCCCAGUUCAAUUGCCUCAAAUAUGGCCGCCCUGAUAGAGAUUUCCUCCGCUACGCUUGGAAGCCUGAUUCCUGUGACUUGCCCAGGUUUGAUGGGAAGGAGUUGCUGAGCAGGUGGAGGGGGAAGAAGAUAAUGUUUGUGGGAGACUCACUGAGUCUGAACCAGUGGCAGUCACUGUGCUGCAUGGUGCAAGCGUCGGUGCCAGAUUCCAAGGCCACUUUCGCCAAGAAGGACUUGCUCUCCUCCGUGACCUUUCAGGAUUAUGGAGUAACAAUAUAUCUAUACCAUUCAACAUACUUGGUAGAUAUAGUUAGGGAAGACAUUGGGCGAGUACUGAAGCUGGAUUCCAUUCAAGGUGGCAAUGCAUGGAAGGGAAUGGACGUGCUGAUCUUCAACACGUGGCACUGGUGGACCCACAAAGGCAAAUCUCAGCCAUGGGACUAUGUGCAGGAUGGGUCCAAAAUAUCCAAAGAUAUGGACCGUUUGAUGGCGUUUUACAAGGGGUUGACAACUUGGGGCAGAUGGGUUGACCUAAACGUUGAUCCUUCCAGGACCAGAGUCUUCUUCCAGGGGAUCUCUCCCACCCAUUACCAGGGCAAGGAAUGGAAUUCAGGAUCAAAGAACUGCCUCGGAGAGCAGCAACCGCUGUCUGGUUCGAGUUAUCCGGCAGGGACACCUGCAGCUGCCAUUGUUGUGAACCAAGUACUGAGUAGAAUCAAGAAACCAGUGUAUCUGCUAGACAUUACUACACUUUCACAGUUGAGAAAAGAUGCUCACCCUUCAACUUACAGCGGGGUGAAGGCUGGCACUGACUGCAGCCACUGGUGCCUUCCUGGCUUGCCCGAUAUCUGGAACCAGCUUCUAUAUGCAGCUCUUAUCAUGUGAAGUUGAAGACUAAAAGCACUGUUUACUGGAAUGCUAAGCAUUACACUACAUUCAUGGGUAGGCAAAUAAAGAGGGCAAGAAUCCAACUGUAAAGUCAUUGAUCUAGAAGGAUACAGAAUGUUGCUCAUAGAAAGGGAAAUAGGAAACAGUUUAAGCAGCCAUUUGUCCAAGUGGGGAUUUCUUAUUUUGCUUGAUUUCACUGUGUGGUUGAUUUGUGAAAAAUUUAGGUUCUGUUUGGAUUUUGUGGACUCAGAAGUAUGGCUUUAGUGUUGAUCAUUGACAGUUGUACAAUCAAUUCAAAUAAUCGUAGAUUGAAAUUUCAACCUCAA